AUCCACUGCACCUCGAAUGGCCGCCCAAGAAGAGAGCAGGGGGUGCAGGCGGCGUCUACAGCGCAUGGAUAGUAGCAGAUUCACGUCACCAUUCAGAUCUCGCCUCACGACAGCCAAUGGCCAUGCAAGGCGGCAGCGCGGCCAGACGGCCCGCUACGAAGGGCGGGAAACUACGCGCUCCCAAGAGGGCUGGUCUGGAGUUGUCCACUCCAGAAAUGUGGGAGCGUCUCUCCAGAGCCGUGCAUGAAAUCUACAACCAUAAUAGCUCUUUGCUCAGCUUUGAGGAGAACUUUCGGUAUGCUUACAAUUUCGUCCUGCACAACCAAGGAGACAUGCUCUACUCGGGAAUCAUCAAGCUGCUCGAAGAGCAUCUAAGCAAGCAAUGUCAAGAGAGAAUUGUCCCCACUUUCCCUGCGGGCAGCAUGCUGUCGCUCCCACCAGGCAUUAUUAUGCCCAAGGGCGUCUCAGCCAGCCGACAGCUCUCCUCUCAGACCUCCUUGGCCAGUGCAAAGGGCAAAGGAAAGGCGCGUGCGGUCGAGGAGCUUGAAGUCGACAGUGACGAUGACGACAACAGAAGAUCAGCGCAGACGGAAGGGCGCAGAUCGGAAUCGCUAGGGAACGAUACCAAUGAAGGAUCUACCACUACGCUGACAGGUGGACAGAGCGUGGGAGACAGAACCGACGCUGCUGCCAGGGCACAAGCAGGAGAGCGGUUGCUCAAGACGAUUCGCGAUGUCUGGGAAGAUUACUGCGCAUGUACACACACGCUGUCCAAGGUGCUGAAUUACGUUGAUCGUGUAUAUGUUCCGGAAAAGGGUCGGCUGCCAAGCUGGAAGUUGGGCCUGGAGCUCUUCCGCGAUAACGUGCCCUGGUCGCAAAAGUACCCGAUCCAUCGCAAUUUGUACGGAACACUGCUGACACAAAUCCAGAUCGAGCGUGAAGGGUCAGUCAUCAAUCGCUCGGCGGUAAAGUCAUGCAUCGAGAUGCUCGUCACGCUCUCAUACCCCCAUCGAAAUGUCCCAAUCGUCCAGCGACGCUCAGUCUACAAGCAAGAAUUCGAGCCGGCCUUCCUGAGUACCUCGGUCGAAUUUUACCGCUCAGAAGCAGAGCGCAAGCUCGCGUCAGGCGAUGCGGCCGAGUAUCUGCGCCACGUGGAGCGACGGUUCUUGGAGGAAGAAGACCGCGUGACCGUCUACCUCAAUUCGUCUACGGGCAAAGAUUUGCGGCUGCUCCUCGAGCGGUAUCUGCUCUCUGACCAUUUGCAGACCAUCAUCGAUAUGCCUGGCAGUGGAAUCUUUACGAUGCUCGACGAGCCGAGGGACGCAGAUCUCGAGCGGAUGUACAGGCUCUUUAGGCGCGUAGGGCAGGGCAUACCCGUGCUGAGACAAGGGUUGAAGGGAUACAUCACUGCAAAAGGAGCUCUUAUCAACGAGGCAAUCAACAACAUUGAGGCCGCGGGUAGCAAAGCACCGAAACCUGCAGUCGAAAGAGUCAUCGCGAAGGGAAUCGCGGUGACUGCAGCUGGCGGCCCAGAAGGUGAUGAGAAUGGCGAGGGAAGCGAAGAGUGUGCAAAGGGCAAAGGCAAAGACCCUGCUACAGCAGGCAAGAAGAAUGCCGGCGCAGUCACUGCCGGCGAGGGAGGCAAUGCAUCCUCCUUGCAAGCGUCCCUCGCCUUGCGUUGGGUGGAGCAAGUGCUCGCAUUCAAGGCGCGUUUCGACUCGCUCCUCAAGCAGGCAUUUGCUUCGGAUACGCAAUGCGAGGGUGCUAUCAGCGAAGCGUUCGAGCAUUUCAUCAACAAAUGUCCUCGUGCGCCGGAAUUUAUCUCGCUCUUCAUUGACGAAAACCUCAAAAAGGGCUUGAAAGGAAAAACUGAAGAGGAAGUGGAUGAGGUGCUAGAGCGCACCAUUGUCAUCUUCCGCUUCUUGAACAACAAAGACGUCUUUGAGCGAUACUACAAGACGCAUCUGGCCAAGCGUCUGCUCGGCGCGCGGUCCGUCUCGGACGAUGCCGAGCGCAGUAUGAUGGCCAAGCUCAAGGUGGAAUGCGGACAUAACUACGUGCACAAGUUGCAGGGCAUGCUGAACGACAUGAAGCUCAGCGAUGAGGCCAACUCGGCAUUUACAAAAAGGCAGCAGACAGGAGCAAAUAGCACUCCUUUUGAUCUCUCGGUGAACGUCCUCACCGCGACAUUCUGGCCCUCAGUUUCUGUGCAAGACCAGUCGGUUGUCUGGCCUGAGCAGAUGCAAUCGGCCAUCAAAACCUUCGAACAGUACUACCAUUCACUGCAUAGCGGCCGUCGGCUCACAUGGCAAGCAAAUCUCGGUACAGCCGAUGUGCGCGUGACGUUCAAAACCCGCAAGCACGAGCUCAACGUGUCCACCUAUGCUCUGAUGGCCUUACUCCUUUUCGAAGAUCUCGAUGCGGAGGAGUCGCUAACCUACACCGACAUUCGAACCAGUACCAACAUUGCAGAGGCAGAGCUGAAGCGUGCGCUGCAAUCGCUAGCAUGUGCAAAGUACAAGGUCCUACUCAAGGAGCCCAAGGGAAGGGAUGUGAACGAGACAGACAAGUUCUAUUUCAAUAUCAACUUCACUGCCCCCCUGGCCCGCAUCAAGAUCGCGCAAAUUGUCGCCAGGGUGGAGACGCAACAGGAGCGUAAGGAGACGAACGAGAAGAUUCUCGAGGAGCGCGCUCAUUUGACGGAUGCAUGCAUCGUUCGCAUUAUGAAAAAUCGCAAACGCUUGGCGCACAGCGAGCUCGUGCUCGAGGUUAUCAAACAGCUCUCGACUCGCUUCCACCCUAGUCCUGCAGAUGUCAAGAAGCGCAUUGAAUCUUUGAUCGACAGAGUGAGUCCUUGUAGCAGGCGUGCACUCUCCCCCUUCAAUUACAGCUAGCUACACCCCUCACACUUGGUGCAUUUGAUCUCCACAGGAAUACAUCGAGAGGACGGAAGUAAAAAAUGUGUAUCAGUACCUUGCAUGAUCCCAAUUUGCAUCAGCAGCGCACAUUCUACCUGAUCAAGGUACGAAUUGAAUAGCAAUGAAAGCAAGCAUCUUCCCGUAGCCAGAACAUACGAAAUCGGGUCCUCUUUGUAUCAUAGCAAAUC
Molecule: messenger RNA, 3106 nt
Organism: Tilletiaria anomala UBC 951
Lineage: Eukaryota; Fungi; Basidiomycota; Exobasidiomycetes; Georgefischeriales; Tilletiariaceae
Product: Cullin-domain-containing protein
Exons: 7
Coding region: 117-2894 (925 amino acids)
Biological process (GO): protein ubiquitination; ubiquitin-dependent protein catabolic process
Cellular component (GO): Cul3-RING ubiquitin ligase complex
Molecular function (GO): ubiquitin protein ligase binding
Source: RefSeq, a predicted model, not a curated record